AUGCGCAUCUUGGUGUCAAUGGAUGUCUUAACAGAGCUCGAGAGUGUUUAUACUGGCCUGGGAUGUCCGGGGACAUCAAGAAUUUUCAGUGAUCAAGAAAUUGAUCAUUUUUCAAGGCAUGGUAUUCCUGAACAGCUAGUAACAGACAACGGUUCACAGUUUGUGUCAUGUGAUUUUGUCAAAUUUGCAAAAGAGUGGGAUUUUGAACAUUUUACCAACAGUCCGCGUCAUAGUCAAGCCAACGGAAAAGCGGAGAGUGCUGUGAAAGAGGCCAAAAAGAUCAUAAUGAAGUGCAACAAAGCUGGCUCCGACAAAUUCCUAGCUUUGUUGGAUCACAGAAAUAUACCAUCUGCAGCCGUCCAGAUUAGUCCUGCACAGCGUUUGUUCAGUAGAACAACGAGAAAUCUUUUACCUAUGUCUACUGAAUUACUCAAGCCAAGUAUGGCAGAUGAUGAUUUGACACACCUCAAAUUGCGGAUGCGUCAACAACAAGCAAGGUAUUACAACAGAGGUGCGCGACACCUUCCACCUUUAGAAGAAGGCGACUCGAUAAGAAUCAAGCCCUGGAAACUUGGAAAGAAAGAAUGGCAACCGGGAUCGGUGAGAAAACGUUUGGAUGAGAGAUCCUACGAAGUGCAAACACCCUGCGGUAUGGUAUUCUGCGAAGAAACAGAGUUCAUUUAAGAAGGUUCAAUCUAUCCUUAAACAACAAUGAUACACCUAUUCAAAAUCCAGUGACGAGACCGCCCAGAAAACAUAUUACCUCAACCCCAGUGAACUUACCUACAGUGGAGCUGAGUUUGCCAUCAACCUCAACCACAACUCCUCCAUCUCCAACAAAUGAACAAGAAAGUAGCAGUUCUGGACACACCGAAGUUCGAAGAUCUCAGCGUUUGCGCCGAUUACCAACACAUUUAAAGGAUUUUGUUUUGAAAUAG
Molecule: messenger RNA, 938 nt
Organism: Paramuricea clavata
Lineage: Eukaryota; Metazoa; Cnidaria; Anthozoa; Malacalcyonacea; Plexauridae
Source: the annotation of a GenBank genome assembly